This is a messenger RNA of Leptomonas pyrrhocoris, 643 nucleotides long. RefSeq lists its product as hypothetical. The record is from RefSeq and is a predicted model, not a curated record. NCBI's taxonomy places the organism in Eukaryota, Euglenozoa, Kinetoplastea, Trypanosomatida, Trypanosomatidae. The transcript has a single exon. The coding region runs from base 83 to 643 and encodes 186 amino acids.
GCUCUCCACAAAUAUACAUAUUCAAUUGUAGCACACACGCAUCAGUCAUUUCACGUAAUUUCCUUUACGAAUACGAAGUACAAUGAGCGACGGGGCUGAGGAGUGGGCUGACGAGGCGGAAGGCUUCUUCAACGAGUUUGCCGCGUCCGUCUCCCAGGAGAAAUCGCAGCGUCGGAAGAACGCCGACGCGCGUCAGGCUGACACGUUGCAGCAACAAAAGAAGGUGGAGCGGAGAGAUCUGGACAGAGCGGAGUCCGCCGCGGAGGCACGUCGGCGCAUCACGGCGGCGGUGCUCAGCCGUGCCAGCGCGAAGGAGAUCGAGGCGGCGGCGCGCAACGCGAAGAAGCAGCAAAAGGUUAACGGAAAGAACAAAAUGAAUGCAGGUGCUUCGGGUGGUGCCGUGGGCUCGUCCGCAGGACUGCCAGGUUCCACAGCGUCCGCAUCGCCGUCUGCGCACUUGGCAGGAAAGAAUGAUCCGUCUUCGUCGGUUAAGCAGCCCGUCGAGGGAGAGCCAACAAAUAAAACCUUCGGAAAGAAGCGUGAAAAAGUGGAUGCGAAGUUUGCGCGCAAAGCCGCCCGUAAAGAAGAGGCGAAGGAGAACAGCAUCAAGUAUCGCCGCACCUUGCGCAGGCAACGACAUUAA